CUCUCUAGUCUCUCCAACCGCGUCAUCAAAAACAAACUCAAACUCAAACUCAAAAUAUAAACAUAUCUUUCUCUCUCCUCUCACCACACUCACCUUCCUCACUCUUUCCACCCUUUUCUCUCUCCUCUUUCCCCCAAAAUCUAGCAGUUUUUUGCAUUUCAUAUUUUCAUUUCCACACACUAUAUAAACAUAAACACGACAAACUCAACCAACAACAAGAACAAAAAUGAAGCACAUUUUCAAGAAACUCCAUAAAAGUCACGACCUCAAUCGUACUAACAACGAAACCCUAACUUCAUCAUCAUCUUCAUCAUCGCAAACUCCACCUUCAACUUCAUCUGCGUCAACAACGACUUCAUCCAUGGCGGCGACUCAAUCGCAGUCGCAAUCGCAAUCGCAGUCACUCUCCACUGAUACUGGAAAUUCGCCGGCGAUUGGUGUCGGAAACUUGGCGGAGGUUAAUAAUUUGGUGAACAAUGAUCGUUUUCGUCAAGGUGAUUACUUCUCGUCUGAGGAGGAAUUUCAGAUGCAGCUUGCUUUGGCGAUCAGUGCUUCCAAUUCCGAGUUUCGAGAUGAUCCGGAGAAUGUUCAGAUCCGUGCUGCGACUUUGUUGAGCUUGGGGAGGUCUAAUUCUAUUGAUAAUGGCCGUGAUAAAGAGCUUUCCGGUGAGACUUUGUCGCGCCGCUAUUGGGAUUACAAUGUCCUUGACUAUGAGGAGAAAGUGGUAGAUGGCUUCUAUGAUGUAUUUGGUAUUUCGAUGGAUCCAGCAGUCCACGGAAAGAUGCCUUCUCUGGCAGACCUUGAAACAAAUGCAGGUGAUUCUGGAUUUGAGGCUGUGAUAGUUAAUAGGGCAGUUGAUCCGAUACUUGUGGAGUUGGAGCAAGUUGCGCAUUGUAUUGCACUAGACUGUCCUGCAUCAGAGGUGGGUAUAUUGGUUCAAAGGCUUGCUGAACUUGUUACAGAACACAUGGGGGGACCAGUUAGGGAUGCAGGCAUUGUGUUGGCAAAGUGGAUGGAGAUCAGCACGGAAUUAAGAACAUCUCUUCAUACAAGUGUUUUCCCCAUUGGCUCUGUGAAAAUUGGCUUGUUACGCUACCGGGCGUUGCUGUUUAAGGUAUUAGCCGACAAUGUUGGGAUAAAAUGUAGACUUGUGAAAGGAAGUCAUUACACUGGUGUUGAAGAAGAUGCUGUUAAUAUAAUAAAGAUGACUGACGACAGGGAGUUUUUGGUCGAUCUCAUGGCAGCACCAGGAACACUAAUACCUGUGGAUGGAUCAAGUGUGAAAGAUUCUUCUGCUCCAGGAUACAACCAAAAACUAAACAUGAUCCCCUCUUUCCAGCCAUCGAAUUUAGUGCCAAUCGGGGGGUCUCCUUCUGACAAUAAUCUUCGUUUUGGUCGGCAUUCAGUCACUGGAAAGACGGAUUCACUGCCUCCAUCUACUAGUCCUAGUAAUGACAUGGGUGCUGGCCCUUCUAGAGGCUCCAGCCUAUCAAACCCGCAUCAGUUGGACUUGCCCUCAACAUCAGCAGUGGGGGCAUCUUUGUUCAAACCACAUCGUGGAGCCCUUGCAGUUGGUGAUGGUACCAGGUUGAAUGUUAAUGUAGUGCCCUAUAAUCAAGGUAAUAGUGAUGAUCCAAGAAAUCUUUUUGCUGACCUUAACCCAUUCCAUUUACGAGGUUCUAACCAAGCUUCCCAGCAAAACAAACCCAAAUUUGAAAUUGAUGAGUCUCAGAGAUUGAGGAAUGACGCUGUCUCCAGAAAGCCGCCUUCUCCCAUGAUGUGGAAAAACCAUCAAGCUAUUAAUUAUGUCCCCAGGAAGAAAGACAGUGAUUUUGUUGAGAGUCUAUUCCCAAGAAAUGGAAACAAGGAGUCCAAAAUGCCACCAGCAACAUCAUCUGGCACAUCAGCUUCCCAAAAUGUAUCUCAGAAUGGUUCUCAGUUGGGAAGUUCGACUUUGAAUGGUGUAAAUGUCGAUGCUGGCAGUUCUGUUAGUUUUGGUAUGACUGCUGCACCUGGCAGUGGUCAGAAUGAUAAGCGUCUUCCAAUUGAAGCUGGAAAUGCCUCCCAAGUGAAAGACUCCAGAGAGAAAGCAACCUCUUCUGUAUCCAUGCCCGGACAGGGAAAUGUAGGCAAAAAAAAUAGCACUGGUUUUCAUGGUGGUGCCAAGUGCACAACUGAGGGAUUUAUAGGAACAGGAUAUAUAUUAAAUAAUACAAAUGUAGGACCUGUGGAUUCUGGCGCGGUUGACCAAGUUCUUGAUGAUGUGGGUGAAUGUGAAAUUUCGUGGGAAGACCUUGUAAUUGGUGAAAGGAUUGGAUUAGGUUCAUAUGGGGAGGUCUACCAUGCAGAUUGGAACGGCACAGAAGUUGCUGUCAAGAAAUUUUUGGAUCAAGAUUUCUCAGGAGAUGCUUUAGCAGAGUUCAAAAGAGAGGUCCGUAUAAUGCGAAGAUUGCGCCAUCCUAAUGUAGUCCUGUUUAUGGGUGCUGUUACUCGCCCGCCAAAUCUGUCCAUUGUGUCUGAAUUUCUUCCCAGAGGAAGUUUAUACCGGAUUCUCCAUCGUCCCAAUUCUCAAAUUGACGAAAAGCGUAGAAUAAAAAUGGCACUGGAUGUGGCUAGGGGUAUGAAUUGCUUGCAUACAAGCACACCAACUAUUGUACACCGUGAUUUAAAGUCUCCCAACUUGCUGGUUGACAAGAACUGGAAUGUGAAGGUCUGUGAUUUCGGAUUGUCAAGGCUGAAGCACAAUACAUUUUUGUCAUCUAAAUCAACUGCUGGAACUCCUGAAUGGAUGGCUCCAGAAGUACUUCGAAAUGAACCAUCAAAUGAGAAAUGUGAUAUAUAUAGUUUCGGAGUGAUCUUGUGGGAGCUUGCAACACUUAGACUGCCUUGGAGUGGGAUGAACCCAAUGCAAGUUGUUGGCGCGGUAGGUUUCCAAAAUCGGCGCCUAGACAUCUCUAAGGAACUUGAUCCUUUGGUUGCUAGGAUAAUAUGGGAAUGUUGGCAGUCUGAGCCGAAUCUGCGCCCUUCAUUCGCACAGCUUUGUGUAGCUCUGAAGUCCUUGCAGCAUCUCGUCAUCUCUUCAAAUGUUGACCAGCAAAGUUCAGCAAUGUCACCAGAGAUCUCUGUGAAUUCUACGCCUUGAUUCCGAAGUGUGAAUAAAGACCUCAUAUUCUUGGAUGUAGAGAGGGUACAUAAAGUUUAGAAAAAAGUAAGAUGACAUGCACAAAAAAGAAAAGUAAACACACAAGAUUAGUAAAAAUGCUGAAAGCUUCCUGGGCAGUUUUGGUUUUCAGUGUAAUUAGUGAUUGAAUUUUGGUUACAGGAGCAACAGCAGCCAAAGCGAAUCACAGAUGCGGAAUUUGUACAGAGGUGUGCAUAGUUUUGGAUCCAAAUAUUGUAUACAUACGUUCAUACCGUAUUCUAAUAAAAUUUGACAUGGAAUUGUAAAACAGGCAUUUCCAUGAAAUGAUGAAAUUGCAAGUACAAUCAACUUGUUGAGCACCAAAAUUGGAUGUAUGUUUAUGUGUUUAA
Molecule: messenger RNA, 3531 nt
Organism: Beta vulgaris subsp. vulgaris (sugar beet)
Lineage: Eukaryota; Viridiplantae; Streptophyta; Magnoliopsida; Caryophyllales; Amaranthaceae
Product: serine/threonine-protein kinase EDR1
Exons: 13
Coding region: 227-3142 (971 amino acids)
Biological process (GO): protein phosphorylation
Molecular function (GO): protein kinase activity; ATP binding
Source: RefSeq, a predicted model, not a curated record